Exophiala xenobiotica is the source of this 617-nucleotide messenger RNA. RefSeq lists its product as uncharacterized. The record is from RefSeq and is a predicted model, not a curated record. The transcript has a single exon. NCBI's taxonomy places the organism in Eukaryota, Fungi, Ascomycota, Eurotiomycetes, Chaetothyriales, Herpotrichiellaceae. Bases 154 to 483 code for a protein of 109 amino acids.
AUACAAUGUUUGACUAUAGUACAGUAGUGUUACAAAUUGCCGGUGUGGCUAUAUCUGGUUGUACAUGUUCUGUGGUCCAGGCGGUCGUGUCAUGCUGAUUCUAUCCGGGGUCCCAAAGAAGUCAUCGGUUUCUCCUAACACCAGACGUGUUUUAUGACCGUAGGACAAGAGAGGCUUCCUGGUUCAAAGAGUGUCGCCGGGCUCUCUCAGCCUCGAAGCUGCUUGUGCUGUGCUUUCUGGCCUUGGUGCCUUGUGCAACCCAUUUGGCAUAUGCUCGUGCUUGGAGGUCACGAACAGAUAGCCGGCGGGAGUGACUUUCCUCACCUUGUUGGUGGUCGUGGUUGUGGUGGAAGAAUUGCAUGGUGUGUUGGAUUGGUUGUUGUGUGGUGUGAGUGUUGCGUGUGGAUAUAUGAAUCUGUAUUGGAUGUUAUGGUUGAUUGGGCCUUGGGAUUGAGAUGUGAUGGUUUUAAUCGAUGCUUGUAGGCGAUGAUGUUAUUGUGGUGUGAUGGAUGACAGGGGCAGUAUUUGUGGAAAAAGGCGACCUUAUAUAGAUAUGAUACCACCGUCACGACGGCACCCAAAGCCUCGCCGACGUGUUUCCAAAGUACAAAUUUUUU